This is a messenger RNA of Symbiodinium necroappetens, 977 nucleotides long. The record is from the annotation of a GenBank genome assembly. Lineage: Eukaryota; Dinophyceae; Suessiales; Symbiodiniaceae.
AUGGCGGGUGGCUGCUAUUUCCCGGCACUUUCUGUGAUCGCCUUCUUCUGCGGCAAGGUGCUCUCUAAGGCGACAGACGCAGCGGAGUGUGGACCGAAUGACUCGGUGAAUUUGCUGCAAGUGCCGCAAGAAGGACGAGGUUUCCUAUUCUUGGACGCCUAUCCGAGCCAAUAUGUUGCCAGACGGCUUGCAGAUGGACAAUCGAUCACGAUUGAUGGCAACCUGAAUGAGUCUGUUUGGGAGGAGGUGCCAUUUACAACAACUGCCUUCAAAGACAUUGCGCAACCUCUCUUUCCGGACUACCUGUUGCCAUCUCAAUUCGCUACUCACGUCAAAGUGCGCUGGGAUGCGGAGUACUUGUACGUCGGAGCAUUCGUCGGCGAACCCUGGGUGGAACACGGCUUCGUGCGCGGAUCCAACCCGAGCCUGACCAGUACGAACCCCAUCGGAAACAGCAACGUCCCGUACUACGACAACGACUUCGAAGUCUUUAUCGAUGUUGCCGGCACAAACCAUUGGUACAAGGAAAUGAACUUCAACAACGCCACCUAUGAUGUGCUUUGGCGCGUGCCGGAUGGCGGAUUGGGCUCCACGGGAGUUCCAUGCUGUUCCAUCACCGACUCAUCUUGCCAGAGGGCGGAGGGCUGGGCUACAAAGGGAUGGACGGUGGAGAUCGCCUUCCCCCUGCACCCUGCCGAUGGCAUUGGUGGUCUCCUCUCAGCAGGUCAAGGUACCUCGUUGGCUGAGAGGUUCGAUCCGAAUGCUGGUGCGAAGUAUUGGUCGGUGGACUUCUCCCGUGCAGAGCACCCCUUCUUCACGUCGAACUCGUCCCUCUUUGGACAGCUCUGUCCGUCCAUCCAGAAGGAUCAGCCGACUCUUUUGGGUGCGGAUCAGUGGAGUUGCUACUGGGAGUGGGUCUGGCAGCCUGUGGGGGGCCAUCGCUACAUGCACAAUCCGGACACCUUUGGGUUCCUACA